Penicillium antarcticum is the source of this 603-nucleotide messenger RNA. Its product is annotated as 2-hydroxy-palmitic acid dioxygenase MPO1. Bases 1 to 603 code for a protein of 200 amino acids. Gene Ontology annotation, cellular component: endoplasmic reticulum. The transcript is spliced from 4 exons. The record is from RefSeq and is a predicted model, not a curated record. Gene Ontology annotation, biological process: sphingoid catabolic process. Lineage: Eukaryota; Fungi; Ascomycota; Eurotiomycetes; Eurotiales; Aspergillaceae.
AUGGCACUAAACCUGGAGAAGCAGCUGCUUUUUUACGGCGCCUACCACAAUAAUCCCGUCAACGUCGCAAUCCAUAUCACUUGCGUCCCAAUCCUGCUAUUCACCGGCAUCGUCCUGGCCUGCAAUUGCCCACCCCUCUUCACGCUCCCAGACGCGCUCCAAAUCCAAUAUCUCCCCGCAAAUGCUGGCACGAUCGGCGCCCUCAUCUACGCCAUCUUCUACGUGCUCCUGGAACCUAUUGCUGGUGGUCUCCUCGCCCCCGCCGUGAUCGCAGCUGCAUACUACGGAAACUACUUCCUCGGAACCUAUGGCAACACCGUGAACUACUGGGCCGGCGGCAUCCACAUCGUCUCUUGGCUGGCGCAGUUUGUCGGACACGGCGCGUUUGAGAAGCGAGCCCCUGCGUUGCUGGAUAACCUUGUCCAGGCUAUCCUGCUUGCUCCGUUAUUUGUCUGGAUAGAGGUUCUGUUCUUCUUUGGCUAUCGCCCGGAGCUGCAGGAACGCUUUGAAAAGGGUGUUGAGCUUGAGAUCCUGAAGUUCCGGAAUCAACAGGAGUCUGAAAAGGAGAAGGGCAAGGCCAAGGGGAAGGGAAAGGCGCAGUAG